Messenger RNA from Aureobasidium subglaciale EXF-2481, 1446 nucleotides. RefSeq lists its product as uncharacterized. NCBI's taxonomy places the organism in Eukaryota, Fungi, Ascomycota, Dothideomycetes, Dothideales, Saccotheciaceae. The transcript has a single exon. Bases 318 to 1322 code for a protein of 334 amino acids. The record is from RefSeq and is a predicted model, not a curated record.
ACAUCGAUGCAAAGACAAAGAAGCUAGACGCCCAAACACAGGACAAUGUCUCAGAUUGGUGAGUGACCUCAAGCUGAACAAAGACUCGAUGUGGUGCGUGUUGGGGAAAGAAACUGUCUACCUGGGCCUGUUGUCAGAUUCGGGACGUCCGUGUUGGUCAGGGAUGAUGACAGCGGUUGAGAGCUUGAGCCCAAGACAAUCGCAGAUUCGAACAAGUCAAAGCGAGCGGACAGAGAAGGGCGAAGCAGAAUGGAACCUUUCUGACUCGGAGACAAAGGGCACAAAGACAUUGUUCUGCUGCUAGAUCAUCAGAAUAUAUGUCAAAGACUGCGCUCCACUUUGAAAAGCAUAUCCAAGCACCGAACAAGAUUACUUACCUUUGCAAACACCAAGAUUACCGACUAUCGCACACAGGUAUGUGCGGACAAACGAUCAUGGUCUAUGACUGCUCAUGCGGUAAGCUCGUGAGAGCUAUCAUGCCACCUCGGGUCUGUAAUCCUCCUUGCGACGUUCCGAGAGGUGCCAUCACCAUCACGCUGCAUCGACCCUGCGAAGCCUGCUUGACAAACGACAAUGGGGACUACUCAGAGAUUCGACGAGUGAUUGAAGCAAGACGUACGGUCGACUUUCGCGACAAGCCGCUCCCAGGGAUACCGAUGCUUGGCCCGAUCGAAGGACACCCACCACGCUAUACUCAGGCUAUCGAAACACCGCCAAAAUAUGCUCGAGCGAGUGCCAAAGAGCAGCCAGUCGCUUACGACUGCGUCAUGGCUGCAGUCGCGAACUUCCAUCCCGAAGAGAUUGUAAUGGCCUGGCACAUGCUCAGAGCUACCCAGAUGAGACUGCUUCCUCCAUUGACGUUAGAGCUGGAAGCACUUCAGAGAAGGGUUGGCAAGGCAAAGCGCCGACUGCACCGACCGGAAGACAUUGGCUUCUGCGAGGAGGUCAACAUGAGGCUGACGCGUGAGCUAGACAUCCUCGACAAGAACAUCUUGUGGGGUCAAAGGUAUCUCGAUGCCACUCUGGUCUUGAAGUAUGGCCUCUACAAGUGCCAGUUCGCAGCCAUGGAGGCUGUCAAAGCCGGCAACCACGACCAGGCUCGCUUGCAGGUCAAAGCGGCUUCAGAGCACGCUGACAGACUUCUGGAGAUGAAGAUACAACUAUCAAGGCCAAAGCAGCAGCCACGACAACUUGAGCUGUGUAUCAAGCUGCAGAUUCGUAUACUUGAAACGGUUGUUCAAACUCUGGAAGCCAGAACAACCUCCAGGAUACUAGCCUUCAUGCAAGUCGCCGCCCGAUCUGAUUACGAGGUGCAUUGCUGACAUUCUCACAGUCGGCCGGACAUCUUGCGAAGUUGCUUCGGGCGGAUACAUGAUUUGUGCCGGUGUUUGAAGUCGAGCAAACGUUGAAGUUGCCAUGUCGCGCAGUCUGUAGUUUCUAGACCCC